UCUCGUCACUUGCCUCAAAAGGAUCCACACCAUAGAGUGCAGUUUUGAUGGGAAUGUGGACAGAGGGUGGAGGUUGGGGGAUGAAGGUGGACAAGAUGGAGGUGGGAAGUGUUUAAUUUGAGGAUUUUUUUUUUAGUUAGUGGCGGCGGAUGAUGAUGGUGGUGGAUGAUGGUGAGGUGAGGGGAGAGUCAUCUGUUUUUUUUAAUUAUAUUGUUAAUUUGAAAAGGAUAAUUAAAGGUUUUUAAUUAAAAAAAAAUAAUUAAAGAAAAAUAAAAUAAAAUGACUGGUUGUAUAGAUCACUGGUCACUUGGAUUCAUUUUGGGAGAAAAAAAAUGCAAACUUAUGUUUAUUUUGGGAAUAUUUAAAGGUUGGUCUAUUUUAGGAGGAUAGGGCAAAGCUUGAGUUGUUGUUAUUAAAUUUUCCUAGUAUAUAUUAUGUAUAAACUUUUUUUUAAUAUGGUAAGGAGGAGAUCCAUCAUAGAAUGAGUUUGGUGAGAUUCAAAUAUUUAAUAGCUGACUUUACACAUAAAAGUCGGAGAAUUAGCUAUCUAUUCUAACUUCUUUAUCUCUCCCUGUAAACUUAUUGUGUACAAUACAUUUUCAAAUCUAAAUUAUUCGUCAAACUUAUACUCUUCCGAUCUCCGUCUAAUUAGAGGAGCUUGUAAACGAGAAGCACCAAAGACCUCCCUCAUUGACUUCCUAAUUAGUACGAGUAUGGAAUUAUGGAUCACAAGUCAAAUGAAAAUCUAGGAACUUUUUAAACACAAGAAAAGGCGGGAAAAUGCAACAAAAAUACAUACUCUCAGUUUCUACUUCAAUUUUCAGUUGCAAUUGAGCUUCAUACUCAAUUCAACAGAGAAAACAGAGAUUUUUCCCAAAAAAUCACCCAAUUUUGUUGUUGAACAGAAAAAUCGAACGCAAAAUUAGGGUUAAUUUAAUAUGAAAAUGGAGAGGAUUUACGUCACAGUUAGGGCAAGACCUCUUUCUCCAGAAGACGCCAAAUCAAGCCCUUGGAAGUUGUCUGGCAACUCAAUCUUUUACCCUAAUUCAUCUUCUAAGUUCGAAUUUGAUAGGAUAUUCGGAGAAGAUUGUAAGACUAAGGAGGUAUAUGAAGCUCGUACUAAAGAUAUUGUUUCGGCCGCUGUGGGCGGGUUUAACGGUACUGUAUUUGCUUACGGACAAACGAACAGUGGGAAAACACAUACAAUGCGUGGAUCCCCCUGUGAACCAGGAGUCAUUCCUCUUGCUGUUAGGGAAUUAUUUGAUAUAAUUCAAGAGGUUCCUGAUCGGGAGUUUCUUUUGCGAAUGUCCUAUUUGGAGAUUUAUAACGAGGAGGUCAAUGACUUGUUAGUUCCUGAACACAGAAGACUGCAAGUUCAUGAAAGCCUUGAGCGGGGCAUAUAUGUUGCUGGUUUGCGAGAAGAAAUUGUUGCCUCACCUGAGCAAGUCCUUGAAUUUAUGGAUUUUGGAGAAUCUCAUCGGCACAUUGGAGAAACUAAUAUGAACUUGCACAGUAGUAGGUCUCAUACAAUAUUUCGCAUGAUAAUUGAAAGCCGAGAUAAAGCAGGAGAUGAAGAGUCUGGGGAUUCCUGUGAUGCUGUCCGUGUCUCUGUUUUGAACCUAGUUGAUCUUGCUGGCUCAGAACGUGCCGCAAAAACUGGAGCAGAAGGUGUACGUUUGAAAGAAGGUUCUCAUAUCAAUAAAAGCUUGAUGACUCUUGGAACUGUUAUAAAAAAGCUCAGUGAAGGUGCUGAGAGUCAAGGGGGUCAUGUUCCUUAUCGAGACAGCAAACUUACACGUAUACUGCAGCCUGCCCUUGGAGGGAAUGCUAAUACAGCUAUAAUAUGCAACAUUACACUUGCACAGAUUCAUGCAGAUGAGACAAAAAGUAGUCUUCAGUUUGCAAGCAGAGCUUUACGAGUCACUAACUGUGCACGCGUUAAUGAGAUCUUAACUGAUGCAGCCUUGUUGAAGAGGCAGAAAAAAGAAAUUGAGGAGCUUCGGGGUAAAUUGCAGGCGUCUCAAUCGGAUCAUCUUGAAGACGAAAUCCUCAACUUGAGGAACACAUUAUUACAGACCGAGUUAGAGAGAGAGCGAAUCGCUCUGGAGCUGGAGGAGGAGAAAAGAGCUCAGGUGGAGCGUGAGAAGAUGCUAGAACAACAAGCAAAAAAGAUAAAGAACUUGAGUUCUAUGGUAUUGAACUCGAAUAGAGAGGAAAUUCGUGAUCAUCCUAAAAAGGACAAGAGACGUGAUACAUGGUGCCCUGGUAAACUCACAGUGGAGGCUUUCAAAGAAGCAUCUAACAAGAUGGAUUUAAGAACUUCUGGUAUGAAAGUGAGACAAGAGCGUGAUCAAGGACCUCUUGUUCCUUUUGAAGAUCUUGUAACUGAAUGUGAAGCUACACGUGAUGUCUCUAGCAAACAAAAGAAAGAUCAUGAUGACAAUUAUUCAGAUGAUUGUGUGCUUCCAGACCCAUGUACCUUGCUCAAAGUUACUAGCAGGAGAAAAAUGCCACAAAAGAAAAAGACCUUGCCUAUGGAGAACAAUGAAUUACAUGAAUUGCAAGCAGAAUAUGAAGACCUUUUCCUGAGAUUUGAAACUCAGAGGAUCAUGUAUGAAGUACAGCUUGAUUGUUUAAAUAGAAUGUCGAAAACUUAUGCAGAAAACUUUGAUUACCCCACUCAUUCUCCACACAGUAAUUCUUUAUCCAGUGACAACAAUAUGCUCUCAGUAGAUAAAGAUGCUACUCUUUUAAUUGAACAGCUAAAAGAGCAGAUUAAGGUGUUAGAAAUGGAGAAAGUAUCAAGUGAGCAGAAUUUUGAAAGUAUAAUUGAUUUUGAGAAAAAGCAGAAAGCAUGUGCAGUGGAAAAAUAUGAAGAGCUCUAUGAAGAGCUCCAGAAUGCCAAAAAGGAGGCUGGGGUUGCUUGUACUAAAUUGAGUGAAAGAUAUGCUGAAGCAAUGGAGGAAAGCAAUUCAAACUUAGUGUCGGAGCUUCAAUUAGAGGUCCAACAAACAUGUGAAGAAGUCCAAAGCCUGACUGCUUUGUUUGGAUGCAUCUCAUCAGUCAAUGAGGAACUUCUUAUGAACCAUUCCAAUGCACUUGACGAGUUACAUAAUUUGAAGUCCUUUUUGGGCGAAAACUCCGUGUUAUUGAGAUCAGUUGCUAAUGAUCAUUUAAAGCUAACCAAUAGCUUGAAAAACAGGAUAGUUGAACUUGAGAAUGAGAAGCUUAUAUUCAAUAGUCAAACUGAAAAAGCCUUGGCUGAUCUCUCAGAACAGUAUGAUAUGGAAAAAUCAGAUCUAUUUUCUCAUAUUAAAUUCCUUGAGAAAGAAGUCUAUUCCUUGUCAUCUUCUUCCUUGUCUAGAGAAAAGGAGUCAAUGAGGAAAGAUCUCGAGAAAACCAAAAAUAAGUUAAAAGAGACCGAAUCAAAGCUUAAGAAUUUAAUGCAAGAGAAAACUAGACUUGAGGGUGAGAGAGCUAAUGCUGAAAGAGAGAUUAAAAAAUUGCACAGUCAGAAGGCUCUUCUUGAGCGUGAUAUCUGCAAACGAGACUCCCUUGCUGGUAGAAGACGUGAAUCCUAUGUUGAUCGUCCCAGGGCAGCUGAUUCCAAAAAGAUGAGGGGUCAAGAAAAUGUUAUGCAGCAGACACUGCAGGAUGAUUAUAAGAAGCUGGAAGUUCUUGCUUUUGAAAUGGAAACAACAAUUGCUUCUCUUGAAGAGGAGCUUGCUGCUGCAAAGCAAGAAAAGGAAGAAUUACUUGCUAGAAAUGAAAGUUUGAGUUUUGAAAUUGAGAUGUUAUCUGACAAGUUUGACGCGUCAAACAAUGAAUUAAAUGCUUUGCAAGAAGAGCUUUCAGAUUUAAGAUUGAAGUUUGAGAAAUCUGAAAGCUCCCACCAGAAAAUGGAAAGCCAGCUUAAUCUAUUGGUUGAGGAAAAGGAGGAGCUAGUAAUGCAACUCACAAAUACCCUUUUAGAAUUGGAGGAGGAAAAGGCAGUGUGGUCAGCCAAGGAAAAGGCUUCUGUUGAAGCCAUUAAGGAAAAAACAAAUGCUUAUAAUGAUGAGCUCACUUCGUUGUCAAGUGAAUUAUCAAAGGUGAGAAGUGAAAUGAUGUCUUUCCAAAAGGAAUACGAGGCCCUUCAGGAGAGAUUGAAGUGUGCAGAGGAACAUGCAGAGUUGAAGACAAAAUGCAGCAUGGAGAGGUUAUCCGAGAUUGAUCAAUUGAAACAUGCACUUGAAGUGACGGACAAUGAGAAGCGGAACUGUGAACAUCUGUUGAAGUCCAAGCUUGAUGAUUUAUCUUCAGAGCAUAGUCUUGCGUGCAAAGAAGUGGAUAAGCUUCAGAUGGAGUUAGCUACUCUCAAAACGGAGCAAAAAGAUUUAUUAUGUAGGAUCAAACAAGAACAAGGAUCAAAUUUGUCUAAUGACUUGCAGAUGAGCAAAAGCCAGCUCCAGUAUAUGACUGAAGAGAGGGACAACUUGAAGGCACAAAUUGAAGAGCUGCAAGGAAAUAAGGUUGAAAUCGAUUGUAUUGGACAAUGCGAUGAUGACAGGUUGACAGCUCAGCAUGAAGCAGAACAUCUUUCAAAGAGAUUAACUGCACUGGAAUUAAAGAUACAUGAUGAUGAAGUUAAGAAGAACAAAGAGACAGCAAAGCUACGAAUGAGACUCCGAUCUACACAAGCUAAAUUGGAUGUCUUCCGGGAGAGGUAUAAGGAAGCUUUAGAUGAGCAGGAUUUCAUGCAUAAGAAAUUUGAGGAAGCUUCCACUAUGUUGAAAGAACGGUUGGCUUCCUAUGGUAUAGAGGUGCUUAACUUGAAGAAACAACUUGCUGGUGCAAAUACACGUUAACCAUUUCAUGUAUAGAUAUGUUAAGAGAAACACCUGUUUUGUACAUUGAAGUGGUUCGAAAUUGGGGAUUCCUGUAAACUUAGGUGAUUAUCAUUACCUCUUAGGGAGUAUAUAUUUAUAAACAUAUCGAGCUAACGUACUAAUUAAUUGUAAAAAUAUAUGCAGCUUGUGUAUUUAUUAGGAGUGGAUUAACAAAGAAAGUAGUAUUUUGGUGAAGAGGGAUUGAUUCUGAUGCAGUUUGCUGCUUUCUUGGGCUGUAUCCUGUAUGGCUGUAUGUAACUUCAUGUUUGAUUAAUAAAUACUCAUCCAUGAAGUAUUAUUUACCAAUAAUAGAUACUUCAGUUUUUGUUUUAGCGUUUUUAAUAUCUUAUGAACAAUGGAUGGUUUAUUUUUUUAUUUUGUUUUGUUUGUAUUAAAAUAAAAGAAACAUGUUUGAUAAUGUUUAUAAAAAAUUAUACUUCUUCGGGUUCGUUAAUAUUGCGAUGGUUUGAUUAUUAUUUUUGCAGGCCCUAUUUGACCAUUAAUAUCAUUAAUUUUCCAUCAAGAAU
Molecule: messenger RNA, 5395 nt
Organism: Chenopodium quinoa (quinoa)
Lineage: Eukaryota; Viridiplantae; Streptophyta; Magnoliopsida; Caryophyllales; Amaranthaceae
Product: kinesin-like protein KIN-7O
Exons: 33
Coding region: 939-4847 (1302 amino acids)
Biological process (GO): microtubule-based movement
Molecular function (GO): microtubule motor activity; ATP binding; microtubule binding
Source: RefSeq, a predicted model, not a curated record